GCCGCGUUGGGAAAUGGAGGCUGUGGCAACUCUGGAAGGGAAGAGUGCUGUCUCUAUAGCCCGAGGCUGCGGGCAGCUGGCCAAGCUUUCCGCUAUAAAAGCAGCUGGCACUCAGCUUCACAUGUCCUCUGUCAGCUCCGUCUCAGGGAUAUCAGGUGAGCAAAUCUUUAGCUACAAUGCUGUCUGAACUAGAGAAAGCCUUGGAAAACAUAGUUAAUGUCUACCAUCAGUAUUCUGGGACGAAGGGGAACCACCAUGCCCUCUACAGGGAUGAUUUGAAGAAACUGCUCACGACUGAGUGUCCUGAGUUCAUACAGAAGAAGAACGCUGAAACCUUGUUCAAGGAGUUGGACGUCAAUCAGGACAACGCAGUUAACUUCGAGGAGUUCCUUGUGCUGAUGAUAAAGGUGGGCCUGGCAGCCCAUGAAGACAGCCACAAGGGGUGUUGAGCUUCUGGCCUGGGCCUGGGUCCCUGGGCAAUGUCUACAGAAUAAUAAAGUUGUCAUACCUCA
Molecule: messenger RNA, 512 nt
Organism: Mesocricetus auratus (golden hamster)
Lineage: Eukaryota; Metazoa; Chordata; Mammalia; Rodentia; Cricetidae
Product: protein S100-A8
Exons: 3
Coding region: 177-449 (90 amino acids)
Biological process (GO): response to lipopolysaccharide; neutrophil aggregation; leukocyte migration involved in inflammatory response
Cellular component (GO): cytoplasm
Molecular function (GO): calcium ion binding
Source: RefSeq, a predicted model, not a curated record